Messenger RNA from Neohortaea acidophila, 1795 nucleotides. RefSeq lists its product as uncharacterized. Gene Ontology annotation, biological process: regulation of DNA-templated transcription. Gene Ontology annotation, molecular function: DNA-binding transcription factor activity, RNA polymerase II-specific; zinc ion binding. The transcript is spliced from 3 exons. Lineage: Eukaryota; Fungi; Ascomycota; Dothideomycetes; Mycosphaerellales; Teratosphaeriaceae. The coding region runs from base 234 to 1673 and encodes 479 amino acids. The record is from RefSeq and is a predicted model, not a curated record.
CUUACGAACACGCCAUGACGAUUCCCUCCCACGCAUUCUACAUCUCAUGGCAGUGCAUUUGCACUCCACGUAUCGAGGGGUAAAAUACUCGGCCUGCGAAUGUCCACCUCGUGCCCAUGGCCUGUGCUCCGAUUCGGCGCCUCGCAGUGUGGGCAUCCGCACGAGUGAUCAGCUUGCAAUAACGUAGCGACAAGCAGACUCGACUUCCUGUCCUCCGGCCACAUCCAGACGAUAUGUCCUCUCAAUUGAGCUGUGGAAUCUGCAACAAGACCUUCACCAAACGCCAAUCGCAAAUCCGACAUACCAGCUAUUGUCGCCGGAAACUGCGCGAUCCGUUGCCGCCUAGAAAGAAGUCUUGCUCGCGAUGCAUACUCGCCAAAACCUCUUGCGACAAGGCAAGGCCGGCGUGCUCGCGAUGUGUCAAGUUUGGUCGGGACUGCCAUUACGAGCUGGCUGUGCGGAGUGUACUGCCAUCGCCGAGCGAUGGGUGUAAAGAUUUCUUUUCCGAUGAGACAUCUUUCUCUGCUCUUCAGCCGUCUUUCUGGCCUCCAGUUCCGAUUGAAGAUGCAUUGCUCAUCUCAGAUUUUGUACCUACGGCUGCCGCUUUCGACAAUCUAGAUCUUCGGGGAAACGAUUCGACAGUGCUGCCUCCUGGCGAUUUGUACAACAUGGCUCACAAUGAGCUACUGAUCGACCAGUACACGAUGACUGAGACGAAGACACGGCCUCAGAUGCUCGAGAUUUCUCGCCUGCCUGGUUUCGACUACAGUCUUUGUGCUGCGCAGCUUGUCCAGCCAAAGCCACUGUACCUUAGCUCAAACCUGCCUGCGCAAUUCCUGUUAAGCACUUUGGCGGAAUACCCACGUCGCCUGUUGAAGAGCCGCGCUCCGCCCUUUAUUCAUCAGCACGUGUCAAUGCCGCGCUCGGCAUCGGCAUGGAACACUACCGCCGGUAUACCGCCGCCUAAAAUCCUCAGCAGAGGCAUCGAGCUCACGCAUUUCUGGGCACGAGGACGUAGGGAGGAGGUCUGGCAGCUUGCGCAGCACGAGCUCCUACAGAUCCAAAAGGAGGUCUCAACCUACAACGACGUCAACACCGUCGCCGCCUCCCAAGCAGCCUGCAUCUACCUCCUCCUCCGCGUGGAACGGCUAGAAUCCGCGCAACCCGCAUCACAGUUUGACACUGUACUGCGCCGUGCACUCCUCAGUCUCACGCCUCGCAACAGAGCACUGAAGGAGAAGUAUUCCGACGUCCCGUUGUAUCCCUCCGCCACUAUCGACGACACCACAAUCGACUGCCGCCAGACGUGGCAGCUCUGGAUCCUCCUCGAAUCGCUGCACAGAAGCAUUCACACCAUCCUCAUCGUCGACUGCAUCGCGCAGUGCAUAUCGGAGCAUAACAAAGUAGGCUGCGCGACUGAGCACGAUUGGUUUGGCGUGCGUCUGCCGUGCUCAAGGUAUCUGUGGGAAGCGAGGAGUCCGGCGGAGUGGAUGGAGGCGUGCGAAGAGUGGAGAGAAGAGCCGACUCUGACAUUUGGAGAUCUAGUCUGGAGCUCUCAGGCACAGGAAGGGAGGCAUAAGAGGGCUUUGGAGAGAUGGAUGGGUGAGGCGGACGAGUUGGGGACGUUAUUGGUCACUGUUGCCGGCGUUUUGGAGGCAAAGUGGAGGGGUUAGGGCGUUCUUCUGGCUGAUCUCACGCCUUGGCUCCAGUCUCUGACAACUCGGGAUCCCAAUACCCACGGGGCCCACUAAUGCCGAGAGCACGCCACGGGCGACAGUGAUCCGACGCAAGGGGG